Quercus lobata is the source of this 335-nucleotide messenger RNA. RefSeq lists its product as uncharacterized. The record is from RefSeq and is a predicted model, not a curated record. The transcript has a single exon. NCBI's taxonomy places the organism in Eukaryota, Viridiplantae, Streptophyta, Magnoliopsida, Fagales, Fagaceae. The coding region runs from base 69 to 335 and encodes 88 amino acids.
GUGAAGCUCUUCAUCAUCAAAGCCCUCAAGCUAGCAGCACUGUCUCUCCCAAGUUAAACUUUUCAGCAAUGAAACUCUUUAAUCGUUUCCGUAAGAUUCUCAUGCGACUGUUAUUUUCACUUCCCUCUCGUGGGUCCUCAGCUUCAUCAACAGGAAUGGCUAAUUCGGGGCCUAAAAAUUGUGACAAAUUUGAGCCACCAAAGACCUCAUGCAGCUCAUAUUACUCGUCUCACUCGCAUUACAACGAGGCCAUUGCUGACUGCAUUGAGUUCUUUAACAAGUCAUCCUCGCAGGAAGGGGUUUUGGAUGGUUGUAAUUCCGAUGUUAUGGUUUGA